Molecule: messenger RNA, 3847 nt
Organism: Neurospora tetrasperma FGSC 2508
Lineage: Eukaryota; Fungi; Ascomycota; Sordariomycetes; Sordariales; Sordariaceae
Exons: 1
Coding region: 1-3813 (1270 amino acids)
Molecular function (GO): protein binding
Source: RefSeq, a predicted model, not a curated record
AUGGAUGCAAUCAACAGCAGUGCCAAAGAGUUUGAGGUAUUCGCUCUUCAGCCAGCUCUCGGGCAGAAUAUCCAGCUCGGGAUGCUGUACGACGUUCGCAGCCAGCAGUUCUUUAGCGGCAUUUCGCUUUGGAAAGACUCGGAAGUGAAUGCCACACAGGCUGUCGACGACAAGAAGGUCCAAAGCGCCGAUUAUCGGUUCACAUACUCGCUCGACGAGGCCCGAAACGACAACUCGCUCAGUAUUGAGGGAUCGUUGGCUCUGGAUCUCAAAGCUUUCAGCGCCGAAGGAUCAGCAAAGUAUCUGAGCGAGAAGAAGUCCAGCAAGCACGAGGCACGACUCAAUGUGUCUUGCACCAUUGAGCGCAGAACACGCCGCAUUCCCAUGGAGGUUCUUUCCAAGAUGACGUACGAGAAGCAGCUCGAUAGUCCUUUCUACACCCACUUUGUCUCCGAAGUGGUUGAGGGCGCGAGCGCAACGCUCACCUUUGCUCGUUCCUGCUCGUCGGAAGAAGAAGCCAAAGAGAUUACAGGCAAGCUCAAGAUCAAGGUCGUCUCGAUCCCCGUCAGCGGAAGUGCCAAAGUCGAGUUCAAGGAGGGGUCCGAGAAGCUCAUGGAAAACGUCAAGAUUUCGUACAGCGGCGCCAUGGCGGAGAAUGUCGCCAGCCUCGAAGACGCCCAACGAGUUGCCAAGGAGAUGCCCUCAAAGCUCAUGACGCAGAUGAAUACGCUCAAGUACAAGCUGCUGCCGCUCUCCCUCCUCGACAGCAAGGCGAACAAGCUAAUCCGCAGCAUCGAUACCGGCCUCAUCACCAAGACUGCUGAAGCUCUCAAUGCAGGAAACGAGGCUACGUUGUCGCUGAAGGAGAUUGCAGCGGAUGAAGUGUUCCAGAAGACCUUCCCCUCCAUCCGAAAGCAGAUCUCAAACUUCCAUAACGAAUUUGCGGCGGCUGAGACCAACUUCACGUCGCAAGUUCGACAGUUGUUGCCAGAGCUGCGGGAUGGCAACACGGAUGCUAAUAAGAAGAUUGCCGAGCUGGAGAGGGUCGUUGGCCUUCAUUCACGGCGCACUGAGAUUGCCCAGCAAUUCGUCACCGCCAAACAAGAUGAAGCCCGCAUUCUUCGCGAGACAGUUGCUGCCUUGUUGGCCGACAAGUUCGAGGAUCAUCUGGGAGGACUCAAGAGCGGAAGCCUGGUCGACGCUGCGCCCCCCCGCCUGUUGCUGUCCAUUGGAGGCGGUGCCAUUGGUGUACCCACGCAUCCGCUCCAGACAAGUCUCGCGUCGGCUUCUCUCGAUAACCUGGACUCCGGCGACGAUGCCGAUCUCCCGGUCGAGGAAUGGUUCGAGAACUCACAAACGCGAGCCAACCUGGCAAAAUCGUGCAAUGACAUACGCGAACAGCGCAAGAUGGCGAUCCCCGGUGUCGAUGUUUCUUUUGGGGUUGCGAGCAUCGCCGUAGCGACGCGCGGUGGCAAGAAGGCAAAGACCAACAUUGGUGACGUGAUCCUGCAGAAGGACGGCGUCCUCUCAAUAGUCACAGGCAUGCUCCCCAAGGCGCCAUCUCGGCCGACACUCACCGUCAAAGAUCAGACGCUGACUGUGAAGUGGUCUUCAAACCGUGCGGCGGAAGAAGAGACUGCGAUCCCGACAACUGGCUUUGCUCUUCGGUAUCGCCGGGUUCUUAAUUCCAAGAGAGACGGCCCGUUCCCUCGGGCUGGGAAGAACGAGUUGUUCCGAGACGUCAGAUGCCCUGCGACCGACGACACAAUCGAACUCGAGGACCUGUCCGACGAUUGCGACUACCAAGUCGAGCUGAGCGUGCAGACCUGCGUGGGCUCAUCGCCUUGGAGCCCCAAGGCUGUCGAGCGCACCCAGAGACACAUGACUGAACCCGGCAACAUGCUUGAUUUCUUCUUCAGCAAUAAGGCCAAGCUCACUGCUACGCCGACUUCGAACAGCAGCAAGCCGUGGGAUUUUGACAAAGACAGGAAUGCGCUUUUCCUCGGCUACACGGAAUGCCUCGAGCGGAAGACCAACGUCAAGGGUUUCCAAGACGAGGUUGCAGUGCGCAUAGUCGAUGUCGCCACCGAGUACAAGCCAGAGAUCCAGUUUCCGGCGCUCGAAAAAAUCAACGAAACCAUUGUCGCCGUCUUCAUCGGCCCUAGCGGAGCUGGCAAGAGCACGCAAAUCAAUGCAUUUGUGUCCUACCUCCUCGGCGGUGGGGUGGACGACCCAGCUCGCGUUCUUCUCAUCGACGAUCGCAAAUUCAAACAGUCCGCAUCGGUUACGCAGCUGGUCACUUGCUUCCGCAUCCGACCGUUUGCGCCUGUCUUUGAAAACAAGACGCUGAUGAUUGUCGACACGCCUGGCUACGGAGGCUCCCGAGGUGUUGAGGGCGAUGCCUUCGUCACCGCAGCCAUGUCCGAGUUCUUUGGCACGGUCAGUCAUGUCAACAGCGUCAUCUUUGUCUGCAAGGCCAACGAGAUGCGCACAACGAUCCUCAGCCCUGUCACCACCUAUGUCUUCUCUCUGUUCGCAAAAGACGUCCGCAAAUGCCUCCGCACGCUAUACACCUUCAGCGAUGACGGCAAGGUCCCUGCUCACGACACCCUCGAAGAACUUCAGUGGCCGGUCGAGAACGGCGAGGUUCAAGUCAACAACUCAGCUUUCGGGCUCGAUCUACAAGGUCGCGAGGUUGACAGGAAUAUCAGAAGCCAGUGGAUCGACUCAAUCAAGGGACAGUUCCGGUUGCAGGAAAUGCUCCUCAAGAUGACACCUGUGCCAACAGCAGGCAGCGCCGAGGUGACCAAGAAGCGAAUGCAGCUUGAAGAGAAAUGCCAGCUUGCCGAGGGCAAGAUCAUGAAGACUGCCAAUGAUGCGCAGUUGAUCAUUGCCCAGCUGAAAAGCCUCGCCCUCACCAUCGAAGCCGCACCCAACCAGCAGAUCGCCCACAAGUACAUCGAGACGUCCACGAGAGAUAUCCCGUCGGGGAAGCACGCCACUCUCUGUACGAUUUGCAACUACACCUGCCACGAACUCUGCGACUGCUCGAACGAUGACAACACAUACUAUUGUGCGUCCAUGAACAACGGAGAAUGUACCAUGUGUCCGAACAAAUGCAACCGGACCAAGCAUCACAAGGCCAAAUUCAUCAUCUUCGCUGAGGCGAAGACCAGGUACAUCACGCCGCAGGAGCUGAUCGACAAGUGGAACGAGGCCAACAACAUGCAGGAGGGCGCCCUGAUCGGGCUCCUGGACAGGUACCUGAGCGCGCAGGCGAUUCUGCGCCAGGACAUGCUCAACCUGGCCGACCUCAACGACCGGCUGAAGGCGACGGCGCUCAUGCACGACCCCAGCGGCCUCAUGAACUACGUGGACCUGCUAAUCAUAUCAGCCAAGGCGGGCGUCAAGGAGGGCAGCGCCAACGAGACGCUGAUCACGCAGCUGACGACGGCGCGCAAGACGCUGCAGCUGCUCAACGAGCUCAAGAGGAAGGACAGGCAGAUCGGCGGCGACCUCGUCAUCCUGGUGGACGUACUGGAUCUCGUGCGUGGGGAAAUGAUGCGCAGGAUGGCGCUGAGCGCGAACGACCGAGUGGCCGAGGAGAAAAAGCCGUGUUCGCUGUAUAAUGACUUGCUCCUGAAGCUGCCGCUGGAUCUGAUGAAGAAGGCUCCGCCGCCGCUGAGGACGCAGAGCAUGAUGAGUAAGGGAGCGCUGUACGAGGAGAAUCUGAAGGCGGUGGUGAGCUUGGUGGAGCUUGUGCUCAAGGAUGGCGGCGUUGUUGCCGCGCUUGUGGCCACUCCGGCAUCGUAGUGGUUGUACACGUAGCAAUCGCGUGGGCUUCUUU